AUGGAAAUAACUCCAACAGUUUAUUCUGUUGCAUUUAUUGAAAUAAUCCCAAUAACAAUUUUAAUUCCUUCUUCCCUUUUAAAUUUAUUUUUAUUGUGGAAAAGUUGUGUUUUAAAUAAUAAUUCUAAAAUUAUUCUUAUUUCACAAAGUAUUGCUAUUUUUAUUUAUUCAUCAACACGGUUAUUUGUGCUUAUUCUGGUCAUCACUAAACAUAACAAUUUAUUUAAUUCAAUGUACUAUUUUCUUGGAGAUAUUGGAUUAGCUACUAUAAAUUUUGGUAUCUUAAUUGGGCACGUUUUAAUUCUGGAGAGAACUAUAGCUACUUUAUUUACUACAAAAUAUAGCCAAUCGAAAAUUCCAAUUUUUGGAAUUUGUUGUAUUUUAAUUUUGGUAUUCAAUUAG
This is a messenger RNA of Meloidogyne enterolobii, 402 nucleotides long. Lineage: Eukaryota; Metazoa; Nematoda; Chromadorea; Rhabditida; Meloidogynidae. The record is from the annotation of a GenBank genome assembly.